Molecule: messenger RNA, 264 nt
Organism: Symbiodinium pilosum
Lineage: Eukaryota; Dinophyceae; Suessiales; Symbiodiniaceae
Source: the annotation of a GenBank genome assembly
AUGAAGGACAUCGCCGAAAAGACCGGCGAUGCUUGGCUGCAGAAAGCUAAGCUUCGCCUUCGUGGUCGUGGCUCCAAGUUCCUAGAGGGAGAAGAGCAGAAGGAAUCCUCGGACCCCUUGAUGCUCUGCGUCAGCGUGCCCGACCCUGCCUCCUACGAGGAAGCGAAGCACCUGGUCUCCUCCUUGUUGGAGGAUAUUUACGUCCAGUAUCGUGAGUUCCAGAUUUCCGAAGGACGAUUGCAAGAUGAAUUGCAUCGGAAGUAG